Messenger RNA from Echinococcus granulosus, 7680 nucleotides. RefSeq names its product Anaphase-promoting complex subunit. Gene Ontology annotation, molecular function: molecular adaptor activity. Gene Ontology annotation, cellular component: anaphase-promoting complex. Bases 1 to 7680 code for a protein of 2559 amino acids. The record is from RefSeq and is a predicted model, not a curated record. The transcript is spliced from 30 exons. NCBI's taxonomy places the organism in Eukaryota, Metazoa, Platyhelminthes, Cestoda, Cyclophyllidea, Taeniidae. Gene Ontology annotation, biological process: anaphase-promoting complex-dependent catabolic process; protein K11-linked ubiquitination; metaphase/anaphase transition of mitotic cell cycle.
AUGUCGUUGGAUAUGAUUUCAGCCAAUUUUGCAGUCGACAAGGGUCUCCCAGGGGUCUCAUCCCAUUUUUAUGAUGCAGCCUCAAGUAAUUUUCACAACGGACAUAAGCUAGAGCAAAAGGUUUGGUGGGAAACUCGGUCAGUCUGUGGGCGGAACGAGGAGCUUUAUGUCAAUAAUUUGGAAGUAAUAUGGAGUAAAAUAUCUGAUGAGUCAACUCGCUUUCCUCUACUGGCUCUAAUGAUGGAAACGCCUAUCAUAGACGCCCAUUGGACAUCAUUUCAUCUGUCGUCAAAUCAGUUGGAUGAAUUUGAGGUUUCCUCUGACUUUUCCAAAACCGGUCGAAUUCAGUCGGGAAUAUCAAUAUUCGAAUCCCAACGUUGUACAUUUGUUGAGCACACAGGGGCUUCAUAUGUUUCUAGAUUGCCUUUUAAUGUUGAGGCUGCAUGGCCAUUAAAGUGUGGCGUUCUUCUGGAAAGGCGUGCUAACGGUUCUUCGGCACGUAUGUGCUUUGCCAAUGAUGAAAAUCAAAAAAUUGUGGGUACAGUCGACAACCUCGAUCUGGUUGUUAUUGUUAAUAAAAAGUCAGGUUUGCAUUCCAUUUGGCGCCUUGAAAAGGCUCAAGUCGAGGAUUACGCUCACCUGUAUUUGAUUGACGAUGAUGGCAGAAUUACCGUGGCACCGGAAGCUUUAGCUCUUACCGAGGAACGUCCUCUAGCAGCCCCUUUCUAUUUGGAUGCAACUGCUCCUUCAACUCCGGUUGACUUGAAGCCAUCCGUAACUCCUUGCGCGUUUCAUCAGACAACGCCUCUCCGACAUCGAUUUCAACACCUCUCUAUCGGCUCUUCUCCGUUUCUCAGUCCAUUUAGGGCUUCAUUGCAAAAACUUAAAGAGAUGGCAAAGGCACCCCUUUCUCAACCACAGGCUUCCAUUUUUACCGACACAACCAGCGACGAUAGCACCGAGAGUGUUGCAGACCCGGGCGUGUCGUCCUCCCAGCCGAUUGACCUAGAUGAGCACAUUCGACGUCUCUCAGCGGUCAGUUUUUUUUCAUCGAAAAGAAUCGUCGAUGAUACCCAUCAUCUGAUUGCUCAAAGUAGCUUACAAAACUCCACUUUUGGGUCAGAGUCUCUGCAGUCUAUCCGAAAAAUCCGACGCGAUUCGAAAAGCAGCGAGUUGUUUAACAAGUCACGAAGCAGACACAAUUCUGUGACGCUGGGUUACUCCUCGAUUCCCGGCGUUUUUGCGACCUCCUCACAUCCUCAUCUUGAAUUUUCUAAUGGAGGCGAGUUGGAGUGUGGUUCCGUUGGUGUUGACGAGCCGCUACUUCCCAAGGUUUGCCUUACUCUGAUUUGGACAGAAAAACCCGAGAGACAAGCUGCCUUGCGUCUGGAUGAAAAAUCCAGUCCACCUAUGCAUCCGCGUGUGGCAGCCUUGUCUCAUCGAUCCAUUACCCGUCCUUCAUUAACUCAAGGGCAAACCCAGAAUAAACAAAACGCGAGGGUCGACCAAAGUAACCAAACAGCGCCUAAGAUGGGGCCUCAAAGACCGCUAGUCUUCCUUGUUAGGGACCUGAUUGAUAGACUCUAUAUCUGUCUUCUCAGUGGAAGUAAAAAACUGACAUGUCUAAGCCUCCGUGAUGUUGAGCCUUUGAAAGAAAAUGGGCAACUAUCAGAUUUGUGCGUAUCACAUCUCCCCGCUGUUGAUGCAGUUUAUGUCCCAGAAUCAAGAUUGACUGCGUGCUUGGAGCCAAAUGGGUCUAUUAUUCUCUACGCAGGUAUUACAAAGAUAUGCAUACUUGGAGUGAUCCCUGCAUUGGUAUCCAUAUUGUCGUCGUCGGCGGGAUUACAUUCAGGUAGUCUUCGUCCACUCUCUGUUCGACCGUCUAAAUCCGAUGUCGAGGUGUCUUUGGCUAAGGCUAAGGUAAUGGGAUUACUUUCACGAUUGAACGAUGGAGGCAACACUCCAACUGUUUCAGAAUCCCAACUGCAGGCAAAUUUGGAAGUUACUACGUCACAUUUGUCCUCGGUGCCCGUGACUUCGUUGGAAGCGAAGUCUGAUGCAAGCUGGCGCUUGUGUCUUCCGACGGGACACCAAUUUACCCUUGCAUUUAUGAAAGAAGUUCGAAGAAACGACGAAGAGGACUGUCAAAAUAGCGUUCAAGUUUGUGAGAGGGAAAUGGCUAUCCACCUACCCGUUCUCGCAAGCGUUACACUUGUUCGUCAUUGUCUGGACGCCUUCCGAUUUGGUCUACCAGAAGAAGUAGCUCUGCACCUUCUAGCGCGUUGGUUUUGCUACCGAAAUCCUCCAAACGCCGACAUUGGUGCCUGCGAACUCGCUUCUUUUGCUCGUUUUCUUCUCUUUACGUUUGGUCUCAUCCCCGAGGGUGAUUCUAUUCCCACCUCUCCCAUAGAAACUGAUACUGCAAACAUGAAACGCCUGAGAGAAAAGACAGAUAUCUCUACGGAUGACCACGAGGAGGACGACAUCAUCAUUGAACUGCUAAAGAGGUUGGAAAGUCCUUCCACUGAAUUCGUUACUGCAAUCAAAGACAGAGACGUACUGCGAUGGCGUAUUAUGUGUCACCUGCCUGAUGUGUUGUUUUGCCUCCAUAUGGUCUUCGAGAAUGACCAACUCAGUGUGCUUCUAGCUGAACAGAUCAGAGUUUUGGCUGCUGUGAACCACAUUAUCGCUAGGUAUGCGAGAUUCUCCUCCUAUGUCGAGUACUAUUCAAUGUGCGGCCUAUCAAGCCUAACCCCUGAUGACCUCUUCCCAAUCCCCCAAUUGCCUGCAGAAAUAACGGAGUUUCUCCUCUGGUCGCCACACGCUCGAAUAGCCUAUCAAACAGUACCCUCUUUGAAUCGUUGGUACCUGUCCACGCUGUCUGGGGAAAAUCCGCCUGUUCCAUAUUUGUACCUUGCCGGUGUGAACGAUAUGCCCGCCGUCCUAGCUACUCUUGUUUUGUGCACACAGGGUGGAACCAUAGAACAGGGUGUUGAUUCGCUACGUCACAUCAUCACCUUUUGGAUGGACAAAAUCGGUCUGGUCGGCUAUGCAAAAAGUCAGCUGGAGCAAAGCGAUACUUCCGAUCUCGUCAACGAAGCCUCGAAGAAUCAAAUUCUCCUUGCAUUUAUGACUGCUUUUGUCAAGGCGGAAAUGGGAAGGUCAAACACCGUGCCCGAAGGCGAUAUUUCCUACCAGCGUGCAGUUCUUUUUCUCAGUGAACUGGAAAUUCAAUUGUCAAAGAAAUUGGCCCAGAUGUCACCGGCCUACGCUAGUAUGAUUCAGACCACUCUAGUCAAAUGUCUGGCCCGUCCACCGGCAAAUUGCUCGCCUGACGUCUAUCGCUUAAUCGGUCGUAGUGACAUGGCGCGUCAGUUUGAAAUCAUGCAGAGCUCCAGCCUCCCGACUAGUAGAAGAUGCAAACACCCCUCCAACAUCCUAUGCUCUUCGUCUUUGGGUUCUCGCCAGACCGAUCGGACUGAAAACAGUUGCAGUAAGGGGUUAAAUCCUGCUGAACGUUGGGGUAGUCUUGUGCAUCCUCUCCUAUCUACUCCAAGUGCAGAUAACGCCCCUAAUGGUUCCUACGUUUGCAUGAUGGUCUCCAGACAUUUUCUGCUCACCACUCUAGAGAAUAGUCCCUCAUGUCAGGUCGCCUUUGAGGAUCUCCGUUUGCAGGAGGCUUACAAGAUGCUGCAAACCAGUAGUCAUAUUUGGCUUCCGCGCAGUUGUAAUGACGAGUCAACAUUUGGACCGAAGUUGUUUCCUCAGCCCAACAGUGGCAGUGCCAAUAGUAGCGAGGCUUCCUUUCUCUUAAGUAUCGCCAAGGCUAGACUAGACAUGCAUCUGGCAGCAGCCUGUCUGCGCACCUCGGCUCAGCCCUUGGGUAAGGGUAUGCUGGGGCUUGGCAGCCUGGUAGCUUCACCCCCACCUCUCCUGGCUGUGUACCCGCUGUGCCUCCGCGGCAGAGUCGUGGCUUCCUCCUCCUCUCUCUCUGCUCUCCCAAUGCAUCAGGACCUGGCGCGGGGCAGUCUGGUGGAGAGCAGGCGUCCAGCUGUUGAUGCAGACAAUGGUUUUGCUGCGUCCGACCACCCGGGCAAUGCUACCGCCCUCGCAAUCUUAGCAGCCGUCGUGGCUACUGGUUGUGCCGGCUCACUCAGGACUGCCUGCUCCUUAUCGCGCCUUAUGGGCCCAAUUGACACAGGCACGCUCGCAACCAGUGGUGCGGAAGGUGGAGGAGGUGCAGUUACCCGCCAGCUAGUGACCACAGCUUCCAGCGCUGCUCUCUCUGCUGCCUCUGCUGUCUCCUCCAGCAACUUGCCCCACGCUCCUGCCGUGUUAGCCGCACAACACUGGCCGGAGUUUCAUAAUGGUGUGGCCGCCGGUCUCAUGGUCUCACCCCAUGCCUCAAUUGAUACUACGUGGAUUGUGCAGAACUGUAAGGCCAUUGCAUUUGGAGCCUCGACCUCCGCAGAGGUGCUCAACUCAACUCCGCCCUCUGCGUGUCCCUAUUCGCCCACUCAGGCCGGCUUCCUCUUCGGUCUCGGCUUGAAUGGCCAUCUGAACAAACUCUCGCCUCACCACAUUCGCGAAUUUACCAUUCAGGUGCAUGACCUCAACAAUGCUGCUGUCAUACUGGGUCUGUGUGCUGGCAAACGCGGAAGCAUGGAUCAGGCUGUUCUACGAUUGCUUGCUGUACACUAUCGGCCUUUGCUCUUGCCGGAGCCGGUUCUGGUAGACAUGAGUGUACCCUCGUUGUGUCAGGCUGCGGCUGCAUUUGGUCUGGGUCUCCUCUUCCAGGGUUCUGCUCACCGACAUAUCGCCAGCAUCCUACUUACAGAGCUGGGCAGACCUCUGGGCGGUUCGCAAACGGGCGCUGGUGGCAACGCGGUUGUUUCCAACGAUCCUGCGACAGUUGGCGGAGAAGUUACAAACAACAACGAUCCCUCUGCUUCUGACGUCAAUGGCCCUAAUGAUCACAAGGUAGCAACUGCCGGCGGUGCAGGUGGCUUUGCUGGUGAUAAUCGCGAGCUCAUAUCUCUCUGCGCUGGCUUCGCUUUGGGCUUGGUCUUACUGCAGCAUGGCGAUUCACCGUGUGGUCUAUCAGAUCUGGCUGUUGCAAACACGCUCUACGCCUACAUGACGGGUGGACGCAGAGAUUCAAGUUUCUAUAACCUGGAUGCCUGUUUUGAAGGCCAUGAUCAGACAGUCGAUGCUCUCCGUGUAGAAAUUCCCCGACCACUUGCUGGUUAUCCGUUGGAGAAGUAUCUUCAACCUCAUUUACUAGCUGUCUUGGGGCGUUCCCGCAUGCUAAUGAAGAAGCCUUAUUGUGCCACCUCCAUUCUCGCAACUCCUAAUUGUGUCUCCUCCAUUCCUACGGAGGAGCUUGCUGAUUUGGGUCUUCCGAAUCACCUUGGGGCAACACAUUCUGCUAACGCCAUCUCAAUUUCCGAAUCUAAUCGGAUGCUAGCUUCCGUGGAUCCCUUAGAAUCUGUUAUUCAAGAUACCCUACGUCGAACCGCGGAAGGAAGAACGGUAGAAAAUUCGCUCCCCACGCCCUCUGCAGCACUUCACGGGUCCUUUUCGACACGCUAUCAGCGCGUAGCCCCAAUCGGUGCAACUGUCCAUUCGACUCAAAGCCAACAGAUUAGGGAGCGCGAUUCCUACAAUAACGAUGUUUCUGCUCCAGGCGCCAUAAUAGCUCUCGGUUUUGCCUAUCUUGGCACCAGCAAUGAAACGGUUUCGAGUUGGUUGCAGGCACCAAAUACCUAUCGUGAACUAGAGUUGGUGCGGCCUGAUAUGCUUGCUCUUCGUAUCAUUUCUUGGGGUCUGGUAAACUAUAAAAGUGUAAAGGCCACUGUUGAGUGGAUACAGGCUCGACUCCCAGCGUGCAUUGUUAAGGUGUUAAUGCCGGUGCCACUGAAGGAGGGUGUAGGUGCUGCAACGUCAGAGGAGAUGAAUGAUCCCACAUCUCCGUUGGUUAUGUCCACCGAAACUGAUAUCGAAAAUAGAGGACCACGACGUCGAGCACCACCCAGUGAAACGAGCAAUUUGCGUGGAAUCCCGACUCGAAGGCAACCACUUUCACCGAAGUUACCUAUAAUUCAACCCUGCAGUCCAUUCACUCUACCAGAAGCUUCCAAGUCUCCAAUAAUAGACUACUCAACGAUCAGCCAAGCCUACCUAAAUAUUAUCGUUGGUGCUUGCUUUGUGAUCGGGCUAAAAUACGCUGGAACCUGCGACUCGGAAGCAGCAGAGCUUUUGCAUAAGGUGACUGUUAGCAUUCUCACCGGCGACUGGUGGCCACCGAACCGAGCCACUUUCACUGAAACGACGACGAUGACAUCUUCCCCUUCGAGCACACUGUCAAAUUCUUUCAUCACAAAUAUACCGCCACGGCUGUACGAUCUACCUCCCAUGGAGCACUCGGUGCGAUAUGCCGCUGCAACCUGUCUUACCGCCCUUGCAAUGGUGUUGGCGGGCUCGGGAAGUUUGACUGUCCUACGAAUGGUGCGCAAACUGCGAGCUAUUCGCUUCUUUGGUCGCUGUCCUAAGACAGUUACGAUCUCCUCAGCCGUGUCACCAAGCUGGCCUUCACCGGCGGAGACGGCCAGGCUCUUCCAGGUGGCUGCCGCUGUCGCACAGACCACGCCCAGCAUCCAGGUGGGGCCUAACAGCAAUCCUGCUAAUCAACCCGUUUCGACAGCUGCUCUUCUUGGCUCUGUGUUGGCCCCAGACUUUGGUCUACAGAUGAUUUAUGGCAGUGUUGUCGGCCUACUCUUUUUGGAGGCGGCGGCUUUAUUAACAAUCGCAUUUUUCCCACGUUAUCCCAUUUAUGCAGGCGACAACUGGUAUCAUUUGCAAUGUUUGCGACACCUCUAUGUACUCGCCACCGAACCCAGACGCCUGUGUGGAGUAAAUGUUUCAACGAAUCAGGUCGAGCCAGUAUCCUUGAAGUAUUGGUACAAAGAUAAACCUGGAUGUUGUAUUUCCAACCGAACAGCCGUUUUCACCUCUGACUUCUGGGAGCGUGGAUCCAGUAUUCAGCUCUCUUGUGGCAAAGCAUCUACCACUUUUGAACGUGGAACUGCUGAAUGGAAAUUGCUGAAGCUUUACAAAUUUGGUCUUUUAUUGCCAAUUAGAAAGUCAUUGGACGAGGCUGGAUUCUUUUUCGUCACCAAAGCACCUUUUCCCGAUCCACAUGCACACUUUGAAGGAGUCAUCAAAACAUGUCUAACCAAUUGGACUCAGCCGAUGUGUAUGUGGCAACUGCGGCUAAUAGCCACUUUCCUUGCUUCUGAGUGCCAAACUCAAAUAAUCGGUAACAAGUGGCCGGAUAAAAUAUUCCGGUCUUCUGGCGUUCUUGCUCAGUCUCUUGCAAUGCAAUUAAUGGACCAAUUUCUUCUCCACGCUGGAGAUAUUCAGAGAGGUCUUCAUGUCUACUUCUUUGGAGGUGCUUCAGAGAAACGGUCCUUACCCUCCGAUGUUCGAAGGAAAACUAUCAGCUUCCGUAUCUGGUUCUCCCUUCUUCCAUCCAGCCAACUUAGAACACUUUUGCCUAUUCCCAACGGAGAUCAGGCGGUAUCUCUUACUGAAUUUUUGGUAUCAAUCAGACCAGUUAAAGGUGUGAUCGACCCACAGACUGUCUACUGGUUGUACAAAUUUUUGUAUACCACAUUCUAA